Messenger RNA from Aphanomyces astaci, 348 nucleotides. RefSeq lists its product as hypothetical. Bases 1 to 348 code for a protein of 115 amino acids. The record is from RefSeq and is a predicted model, not a curated record. The transcript is spliced from 2 exons. Lineage: Eukaryota; Oomycota; Saprolegniomycetes; Saprolegniales; Verrucalvaceae.
AUGGAGACUCAGCAGCUGGUGCCACCGUACGAAGUCACGGUCCAUCAAGCAUGCCGAUUGAUGAUGUACCACGAAGGUGGUAGAGAGGUGACCGAAGACCUCGAGGCGCAGAUCGCCAAGACUCACCCAAAUCGUUUUAAUGUGGAGCACCUGAACGACGAAGCGCGCUGCGUGGAUGGCCGACACCAAGCUUUGGUGAAGUGGCUUGGACUCGACGAUGAGGAAUCGUCCUGGGAGCCUGCGGCGAAUUUGCUGGACGACAUUCCAGUCGUAUUUCGCAAGUGGGCGGCGGUGAACAAGGAAGACCCUGCCGUGGCCGCCCUCAUCAAGACACUGGACUUUCCGUAG